AGUUGAAGCAAAAUAAAAAUCCUCAGAACCCCACGGUACCUAUGUGAUAUAUUGGGUGGGUAUAUUGAUAUUGGGAACUCAAAACCCUUUCACUGCAUGCAUGUUAACAGCUUGGAUAAACUACCAACCAUGACCAUCAGCAUCUCCAUCUGGAACCUGAAGUAAAUGUCAGGCUCUGCAUUAGUCAGAAUGGCUGGUGCAAUGUGAAAGCACAUGAAAUUGAAAAUGUUGGGCAGGAAGCCAAGCUUGAGAAGUGAGCCAAUUCUUUCAGACUAUGGUCCUGAUGAGUCACUCAAUGAAAAUGCAGAUAUUGAUUGGGUCAACAAGGUAUGGGUACGCCACCUGCUGCGGCUCUGUGCUCUGCUCAGCCUGGUCUCGGUCAGCCUCAACACUCCAAAGACAUUUGAGCAGUGGCCAGCGCUGCAGCUCAUUACCUUCAUCGUGGACGUGUUUGUCACGUGCAUGUUCACGGCCGAAAUGGUGGCCAAGAUGCACAUCCGUGGCCUGGUCAGCGGCGACAACCCGUACCUGAAGGACCAUUGGUGCCAGUUUGACGCAAGCAUGGUGUUCUUCCUCUGGGUAUCGGCUAUACUGCAGGUGUUCGAGCUGACCAGUAUGGUGCACGUGCACACGUACCUCUCCGUACUGCGCGCGCCACGACCGCUCAUCAUGGUCAGGUUCAUCCGCGUCUUCCUCAAGUUCAGCAUGCCAAAGAGCCGAAUCAACCAGAUCCUCCUCCGCUCCUCUCAGCAGAUCUACAACGUCACGCUGUUCUUCCUCUUCUUCAUGUGCCUCUACGCCCUGCUGGGGGUGCAGUUUUUCGGCAAGAUGAACAAUCACUGCGUGAAGAGCGGCACAGACCCCAGAUACGUCACCCUGAACGACCUGGCCAUCCCGGACACCUACUGCAGUACGAGCGCCGGCUCUGGCUACCAGUGCCCGCCCAACAUGACCUGUGUCACGCUCGACGACCCGCAGCGGUACAGCUCUUACAACGUCGGUUUCAACGGCUUCGACGAAUUCGCGACCAGUAUAUUCACGGUGUACGAGGCGUCGUCCCAAGAGGGCUGGGUGUACGUCAUGUACCGGGCAGUGGACUCGCUGCCCAGCUGGCGCGGCCUGGUCUACUUCACCACCAUGAUCUUCUUCCUGGCCUGGCUGGUGAAGAACGUCUUCAUCGCCGUGAUCAUGGAAACAUUCAACGAGAUUCGAGUGCAGUUCCAGCAGAUGUGGGGCACCCGCGGCCAGAUCUCCGAAGAGUACACCACUUACGUGCUGACGGGCACGGACACGGCCUGGAAGCUGGUGACGGCCGAGGACAGCGGCUCGCGCGGCUCGGCGCCGCUGCUACUGCAGCGCGUCAUCCAGUCGGCCGGCUACCACCUGGUGGUCAUGGCGGCCAUCCUCACCAACGCCUACAUCUCGUCCAGUGUGCAGUUCCUGCACGACGGCCGCUCCGUCACCGAGCUCUACAAGGACAUCUACCCCAUAGAGGUGGGGUUCACCAUUUUCUUCGACCUGGAGGUGCUGGUGAAGGUGUGGUGCAUGGGCUUCUCCACCUACUGGAAGCGCUCCAUCCACAAGUUUGAGGCGGUGUUGGCCGUGGGCAGCACCUUCCACCUGCUGCCCAACCUCUACAACUCGGUCUUCACCUACUUCCAGGUGUUGCGUAUCGUGCGGCUCAUCAAGGCCUCCCCGCUGCUGGAGGACUUUGUAUUCAAGAUCUUCGGUCCGGGGAAGAAGCUGGGCAGUCUGAUCAUCUUCACCAUGUGCCUGCUGAUCAUCACUUCGUCCAUCUCCAUGCAGCUCUUCUGCUUCCUCGACUUCCAGAAAUUCGAAACGUUCCCGGCCGCGUUCAUGUCCAUGUUCCAAAUCCUGACCCAGGAGGCCUGGGUGGACGUGAUGGACGAGACGAUGUACCUGACGGCCAGCGCCAUCGUGCCGCUGGUGGCCAUCUACUUCAUACUCUACCACCUGUUUGUCACACUGAUCGUGCUCAGUCUGUUCGUGGCCGUGAUCCUGGAUAACUUGGAGCUGGAUGAAGACAUCAAGAAGCUGCGUCAGCUGCGCGCCAGAGAACAGAGCGCCGGAAUUCAGGAGACGCUGCCGCUGCGUCUGCGCAUAUUCGAGAAGUUCCCGGACCGUCCUCAGAUGGCGCGGCUGCACAAGGUGCCGGCCGACUUCACACUGCAGAAGGUGCGGGAAAGUUUCAUGCGUAAUUUCGUGGACGACCCUUCUGAGGAGGAGGACAGCCCGGGGAUGAAGGCCUCCAGCCGCGGCCGGGAGGUACUGGCCUACCGGCGCGCCCGCUGCCGCCAGCUGCUGCACAAGACCACCGCUGCCAGAAAGUCCGACUACAACCAGAAGAGCAUCGGAGUCAGGGGACUGGUCGAUGACUGUAACAAUCACCGCCUGCUGCUGGGCGACUCGGGUCAGCUGCCCACCACCGGCAAAGGCCUGGCCGCCAAGUCGCGCUUCGAGAACGCCAAGUCGAUGCGUCGCUCGAUGCGCGGCUCUCUGAAGGUCAAACAGACGUACGACCACCUGAAGGAGAACGGUGACGUGGCGGCCCUGAGCGGCGGCGGGUCCAACGCCCGCAACCCGCACGACUUCGACAUCAAACUGCUGCAGGCCAAGCGGCAGCAGGCGGAGAUGAAACGUAACCAGCGCGAAGAGGAUCUGCGGGAAAACCACCCGUACUUUGACACACCUCUGUUUGUGAUCGGACGGGAGAGCCGCUUCCGUAAGGUGUGCCAGAUGAUCGUGAACGCGCGCUACAACGCCCGACAGAAGGACCCGGUCACUGGGCAGGAGCGCAAAGUUCGCUACAAGGGAUUCCAUAACCUGCUGGGCCUGGUCACCUACCUGGACUGGGCGAUGAUCCUCAUCACCACAGUCAGCUGCGCUUCAAUGAUGUUCGAGUCGCCCUUCUUCAAGAUCCAGGACAACUGGCAACUGCAGGUAUCUGAGUACCUGUUUGUGGUCGGCAUGAGCAUAGAGCUGGCGCUGAAGGUGCUGGCCGACGGCCUGCUCUUCACCCCAAAGUCACUCAUCAGGGACAUCGGCGGACUGCUUGACCUAUUCAUCUAUGUGGUGUCUCUGGUGUUCCUGAUGUGGAUGCCCACCACGGUGCCGCCCGUCUCGUGGGAGCAGCUACUGCUGAUCGUCCGCUGUCUCCGGCCGCUGAGGAUCGUCUACUUGGUACCGCACAUGCGUACUGUGGUCCGGGAGCUCUGCAGGGGAUUCAAGGAGAUCCUGUUGGUCUCUGUGCUGCUGAUUCUGCUGCUGUACGUGUUCGCCAGCUACGGCGUACAGCUGUUCGGCGGCCGCCUGGCGCGCUGUAACGACCCCGAUCCCAACUACCAGCUACGGCAGAACUGCGUCGGCUUCUUCCAGCGCGAGAUAUUCGUCACCAAAAUGAAAAUCAGCCCGCGAGAGAACGAGACCUACCCGGUGAUCCUGGUGCCGCGAGUCUGGGCCAACCCGCGCCGAUUCAACUUUGACAAGAUCGGUAACGCGAUGUUGGCGUUGUUCGAAGUGCUCUCCUUCAAGGGCUGGCUCGACAUUAGGGACGUGCUUAUCAAACGACUCGGACCGGUGCAGUCAAUCUACAUCCACAUAUUCGUGUUUAUCGGCUGCAUGAUCGGUCUGACGCUGUUUGUCGGCGUGGUGAUUGCCAACUACUCUGAGAACAAGGGCACCGCGCUGCUCACCGUCGACCAGCGCCGAUGGUGUGACCUGAAGAAGCGUCUGAAGAUCGCGCAGCCGCUGCACCUGCCGCCGCGUCCCGACGGACGACGCUGGAGGGCCGUCGUCUACGACUUUACGCAGAACAUCAUCUUCAAACGGUUCGUCGCCGUGCUGGUCAUCAUCAACAGCAGCCUCAUUUGUGUUCAGUGGGAUUACGCGCAGCCGUACACGCGCUAUCUGGCCGUGGUGUCGUCCAUCCUGAACCUGUUCUUCAUGAUGGAGGUUGUGAUGAAGAUGGUAGCCUUCUCGGCGCGCGGCUACUGGCAGUCGCGCCGCAACCGAUACGACCUGUUUGUCACCGUGCUGGGACUGGUCUGGGUCAUCCUGAACUUCACCUUCCCAAUGUCUAAGGUGCAGAACAACUACACCAACUCUUUGGGCUUCAUCUGCAUCAUCCUGCGCUUCUUCACCAUCACCGGCAAGCACGCCACCCUGAAGAUGCUGAUGCUGACCGUGGUGGUGUCCGUCUACAAGAGCUUCUUCAUCAUCAUGGGCAUGUUCCUGCUGCUGCUGAGCUACGCGUUCGCCGGCACCAUCCUCUUCGGCACGGUCAAAUACGGCGAGGGUAUCGGCAGACAAGCCAACUUCAAGACGGCUCCAAGCUCGAUCGUGAUGCUGUUCCGCAUUGUCACUGGCGAGGACUGGAACCAGAUAAUGCACGACUGCAUGGUGGAGCCUCCGUCUUGCACGGUGGCGCGUCCACCCGACUACCGCACCGACUGCGGCAACUUCACCGUGGCGCUCGUCUUCUUCUGCUCCUUCUACGUCAUCAUCACCUACAUCGUGCUGAACCUACUGGUGGCCAUCAUCAUGGAGAACUUCAGCCUGUUCUACUCGAACGAGGAGGACGCGCUGCUCAGCUAUGCCGACAUUAGAAACUUCCAAAACACGUGGAAUGUGGUGGACAAGAACCAGCGCGGCGUCAUACCCGUCAGGAAGGUCAAAUUCAUACUGCGACUGCUGAAAGGCCGACUGGAGGUAGACCCGCAGAAGGACAGGCUGCUCUUCAAACACAUGUGCUACGAGCUGGAGCGACUGCACAACGGAGACGAGGUCACCUUUCAUGACGUGCUCAACAUGCUGAGUUACCGCUCGGUCGAUAUCAGGAAGAGUCUGCAGCUAGAGGAGCUGCUGGCUCGCGAGGAACUCGAGUACAUCAUUGAGGAGGAGGUGGCCAAACAGACCAUCCGACAGUGGCUAGACGGCUGUCUGAAGCGGAUCCGCGCUCGCGAACAGAGCAGUCUGAUUGCCGGACUGCGGGCCACCAACGAACAGGCACUGAUGAGACUCAACGAGGAGCGAAAACAGGAGCGGGAGAAGGAGGAAAAAGAGGAGCCCAGUGAGCCGCCCGCCCGCCAGCGGAAGAAGGGUGUGUGUAUGGGCCGUUCGGACUCUGUGGGCUCCGCGGCCAGGAAGUUCCUGACGCCGUCCCUGAGUGACGCCACCGCUACCAAGGACAAGGAGCGGCCCGCCGGCAAACGCAGGACGCGCUCCGUCGUGGGCAACAAGUCCCUACCCGACGUGAACGAGGCGGGCGAGGCCGUGGCGCUAGCCUCCCCGGGCAGCCCGCGGCCGGUGGGGGGUGCGCCGCCGGCCGCCGCCGCCUGGGGAGACGUAUCCACCUGGUGGCUCGACCACUGCCAGACUACCGGCCACGACGACUCCGCUUCCGUGUGACGGGAUCCUGCUCAGAGCUGAGUGGGGUGGGGUGGCGGGGAUCGUCUGGCGUUUCAGAAGAGAUUGGGACCUGUUGCGAGGUAUGACUGUGUCUGGCCACUGUAGUGGGGACUUUGAAGUUAAGUGAAUACUGUGUAACGUGGUAGGAGGUACUACGAUGUGCGACAGGGCAUGUCAGAGGGAGUAACACGUCACGAGAUGGUACUGUGGCGUUUCAGUAGGGACUGUGCAACCUGCCAGUAGGACCCUCACUACUAGAGGCCUUUGUGGGGGAAUGUCCGAGUCCACUAUGAAUAGUUUUCGGGACCUCUUAGCGACGGAUAUGUCGGCUUUCAGUAGCGCAAAGGCGCAAACCUGGGCCCAGUGGUUGGACCCCAUCAGAUGCACAAGUGUCAGUGUUGCACAAGAGGACCGGUGUCCGGCCCUGCCGGCCCUAUUUAGGGAUGGAUGGGUCCAGAUGCUGCCCCACUGCGGCCAUAGCAGACGAGCGGGGGCGGUAGCCGGUCUAGGGCUCCUGAGGCAAGAUAGGAUACGUCCGCUUACGAGGGGCGAUGGCCGCAAAGUGGAAAAGAUGACAGCCGUCACAUAGCUUAUGUAGCUGUCUAUAGCCGUCCGUGUUCUGUUGUGUCGCGAGCUUCAGAGAUGCCGGUAUAUUGUUAGCAAUUGCCAAAACCGAGCUUAGCUAUGUGUAUUGUUUAUGUUGCGAUGUGUGGGCACUGGGCAGUCCAGUUGACCUGUAGCGGCGACCGCGAGGGUGUCACCGCCGUGAUUUUCCCUCGGCCGUGCACGGAUACGGGAGAAGCUAUGUGUAUGGAGGCGGGUUAUAGAUCGACCCUGAUCACAUAUAUGAUUUGGUGGUUGAUGUUUCUCGAUUCAGAGUACUAUUGGAAAGGUACCAAUUUUACAUGCUGUUGGAAUGUUGUUGUAGUUCAGUUAUGUCAAACGUGGUGCUAUAUUUUCUCAGUGUUCUUUUGUGAUUUAUUGUGACUUAUUUACCUUGCAUUAUUUUAUUUUGAUUUAACUAUCGUUUUUUUCACAGCUGCAUCGUCUUAUCGUUGUGAAUUGUUUGCAGUCUCUUAUGUGCCAGUGUGCUGUCAAACAAGCUCCACAUCUCUCGUGCUAUCCGUGAACCUCUGGGCAGUCAUCGUCUUCGCUUGCCGCCAGUUUAGUGUGUAGUAUUACGCACAAGAUGGGGAACAACUGACCAAAGUCAUGACUCAAUGAGUCGAGGCAUAGUGCACCGCUAUGUAAGAUGCUGCGACUGUGUUCUGGAAGCUUGACGCUUCUCUGUCGAACUGAGCUUACCUGUCAUCAAUGUGCCAACAGUGUAGAAGAUGCUUUGUUAUUUUAUUUAUUUAUUUAUAUACAUGAUUAAUUUAAGUUUGUAACAACCACUGCGUGAUCUCGACAUCUCUUGAGAUCUUCUUGCACAUUCUCCAAGUCUAGUCACAACUCUCUAGUCUGAUGAGGCUGUUUGCUACGGAUGUCGCUGUUUUGUUGUCUUGUCCAAAUACAACCGAAAUAUCA
Amphibalanus amphitrite is the source of this 6954-nucleotide messenger RNA. RefSeq names its product sodium leak channel non-selective protein-like. Lineage: Eukaryota; Metazoa; Arthropoda; Thecostraca; Balanomorpha; Balanidae. Gene Ontology annotation, biological process: transmembrane transport; monoatomic ion transport. The record is from RefSeq and is a predicted model, not a curated record. Gene Ontology annotation, cellular component: membrane. Gene Ontology annotation, molecular function: monoatomic cation channel activity. The coding region runs from base 214 to 5427 and encodes 1737 amino acids. The transcript is spliced from 33 exons.